This is a messenger RNA of Entrophospora candida, 633 nucleotides long. The record is from the annotation of a GenBank genome assembly. NCBI's taxonomy places the organism in Eukaryota, Fungi, Glomeromycota, Glomeromycetes, Entrophosporales, Entrophosporaceae.
AUGCUUCAUCCAUCACCUUUAGUUUCGUUUAUGUCAGAUAAACAACUUUCACUAUUUAAUAAAGUUACAAUCGGUGAAGUUAUUAAGGGUGUAUUGUUACAACAAUUCUUUCAAACUCUAUUUGGAUUAUUGAUAAUUGUUGUAGAUGAUGAGGAUGCUUUGGUUGAUGACACAUUGGAAAUUUUAAAAUAUCAAAAAAGUUUAGAUUUAUUUGUUGAUAAAUUUGAAUCAUUGAAAUUUGCAAUUAAACCAUUCGGCAAUAUAAUUAUUGAAUUAUUAUAUUGGUAUUUAUUUCCACUACUAAGAUUUGCUUUUGCAAUGAUUUUACUAGAUACGUGGCAAUAUUUCAUGCAUAGAUAUUUCCAUCAGAAUACAUUUCUUUAUCGUCACAUUCAUUCACUUCAUCAUAAACUAUAUGCGCCAUAUGCAUUUGGUGCACUUUAUAACCAUCCAAUUGAAGGAUUUAUAAUGGAUACAGUGGGUGCAGGUUUGUCAUUUAAAAUUUCAGGAUUAUCAACCAGAGGAGGAAUGUUAUUUUUUGGAUUUGCUACUUUUAAGACUGUCGAUGAUCAUUGUGGUUAUGCUUUACCAUUCAACCCAAUUCAAAAAAUAUUUGGAAAUAAUUCAGCCUAG